Molecule: messenger RNA, 3194 nt
Organism: Closterium sp. Naga37s-1
Lineage: Eukaryota; Viridiplantae; Streptophyta; Zygnematophyceae; Desmidiales; Closteriaceae
Source: the annotation of a GenBank genome assembly
AUGGGGUUCCUCGGUGAGCGCCAAAGCGCGGGUGCGGCGCAGCUACAGCCUCUCGGGGAGCGCAAUUGCGCGGGCGCGGGCUCGCAGACAGGGCACUGCGGCGAGAGCAAGUAUGCGAACGGGUGGUGGCGGGAGCUGCGCGUGCUGAUGAGCCGGUCCAUGCGGGUCAUCGCGCGCACACGCGCGCUGUACCUGCUGCGCCUGCUGCUCAUCAUGGUCACGGGGUUGCUCAUCGCGUCGCUCUUCUGGCGCCCGUCCUUCAACGCGGAGGGGCUGCACGAGCGGCUGGCGUUCAUCUCGUUCCUCGUGUGCACGCUCUUCUUCUCCUCCGCCGACGCCACGCCCUUGUUCAUCCAGGAGCGCAACAUUUUCAUCCGGGAAACAUCGCAGCACGCAUACAGGCCGUCCACAUACAUGGUGGCAUCGACGCUCGUGUACCUGCCUCUGCACGUGCUCAUGGCCCUUGCCAUCACUGCGGAGUCCUGGUGGUGUGUCAACCUGUCCGGUGGAGGAACCUCGUUUUUCUUCGUGGUGCUCGUCUGCUUCUGCUGCCUCUUCACGGGGAAUGCCUAUGCCACGUUCGUCAGCGCUGCUGUCAACAAUGUCAUCCUCGCCUAUGCCAUCGUCAUCUCCACCAUGGCCAACUUCGCACUCGUCUGCGGCUUCUACAUCCAGCGGCAGAGCAUCCCACCGUUCUGGAUCUGGCUGCACUACCUCUCACCGGUCAAGUACGCCUACGAGGCAGUCACGCUCAACGAAUUCACUGCAGCCGGCCCCUCCACCUGCUACCAGCCCGCAGGAGAUCUCUUCGCCGCCACGCCUCUCUCCGUGCUCCUCUCACCUGCUCAGGUGAAUCAGUCACUAGCUGUGCUUCGCCCGGGGUUGGCUCGGACGCCGUUUGCGGAUUUGUCGGUGGGGACGUGUUUGCAGACAGGGCCGCAGCUGCUGGUGUACUCGCUGGGGUUGACACAGAUGACCAAGUGGGAGUGUGUGGCGGUGCUGCGGAAAUCUGGGGAGGGAACCCUCAAGCUGAGGUGCAUCGCACUUGAUGGAGGUGUUGGCAGUAUCCUACGAUCACAUGCGAGUGCAAGCAGUAAGGCGUUGCCUGCCAUGGAGGCCAGAAUGGACACAGAAAGCGCCUCUCCGCGAGCUGCGCCUCCUCCACAUUCCGCCCCUCUCCUCCCCGACUCUCCUAUCAACGACGCCGCUUCUCACGCCGCCGACACCGCUGUCACCAUCUCCUACCAAAUGCGCUACUCCGAAGAGUCCUCGCCGGAUCGCGUGUCCGCCUCGGAUUCUUCCUCGUCGUCGUCCUGCUCAUCAUCAACCGAGUCAGAAUCCGAUCAAGUUGAGAUCGACUGCGGUUCGAUAGACGAAUCCGAAGAGGGGGUGCUCAAGAAACCACUCUACGCCAGGACCAUGGAGCUCAGCUUUCGGCACGUGUCGUACACCGUCUCUACGCGCAGCAAGCGCGGGAGCGACGCCGGCGCUGGAGGGAGUGCUGCCGCCAGCAGCCGAAGCGUUUCCCAAAGCGGAAGCGGCGGGAGGUGCGGGAGCAACGGGAGUAGCAUCAGCCGAGCGAGCAGCAGAAUGAGCUCCGUUUCUCGACAGCUGGCGAUGAAGAAGCAUUACAGCCGUACAAUUCUCGCCGAUAUCAACGGCGCCGCGAGAUCCGGCGAGGUCACGGCCAUCAUGGGCGCGAGCGGCUCGGGCAAGACGACGCUGCUUAACAUCCUCGCGCACCGCAUUGCGAAGGAGCGACGGUCGGGCUCGGUGGAGCUGGACGGCGCCGUGGUUCGCGGGAGUACAAUGCGGCGCAUGUCGGCGUACGUGAUGCAGGACGACCUCAUGUUUCCCGCGCUGACCGUGCGCGAGACGCUCAUGUUCGCCGCGGAGUUGCGUCUCGCGGCGAACGGAGUGACGAAGGAGGAGAAGGAGCGGAAGGUGGAGAGCCUGUUGGAGCUGCUGGGACUCACCAAGGUGGCCGACUCGCUCAUCGGAAACGAGAGCCAACGCGGUGUGUCCGGCGGUGAGCGCAAGCGCGUGGCGAUCGGAGUGGAGAUGGUGAGCGAUCCGCGGAUCCUCUUUCUUGACGAGCCCACGUCCGGUCUCGACUCUACCAGCGCAUACCGCGUCGUGCGGACGAUUAAAGACAUCGCCGUGCAGACUGGCAGCAUCGCGAUUAUGGUUUUGCACCAGCCUAGUUUCCGCGUGCUGUCUUUAAUCGACCGUCUGCUGCUCCUCGCGUCGGGGCAUACUAUUUUCCACGGACCGCCUCCCCAACUUCCGACGUUCCUCGCAUCGUUCGGCUGUCCCGUGCCGCAGUUCGCUAAUAAUGCCGAAUUCGCCCUAGAUCUUAUCGAGGAUUAUCAGCGGUCGGAGCGUGGGGUCGCGGAUCUUGUCGCAUACGCCGCGUCGUACCAGCAGUUGUCACACAUGUCACAGGACACCCUUCAGUCGUCGCUCACGAAAACGAGCGUCGCUGAGAACUUUGCCGCUCUUCCUGCCCCUCAUUCCACUUUGGAGUCGAACUCCUGUCGCGCCGACACCGCCGAUGGCUCUGUCGCCGUGCGGAUCGACGGCUGCGCAAAUCCCGCCGUCGAUGCCGCCGUAGUCGCCGCCGCAUCCGCCGCCGUGAUCACCGCGCAGAAGAGCAUAGUCGGGGAGAAAGCGGAGGACAAGAGCGCGGGGGACACUCGGCGGUACGCCAAUGGGUGGAUGAGCGAGCUGAUGGUUCUGACGAAACGAGCGGCUUUGAAUCUGUGGCGAACGCCGGCUCUCUACCUUCUGCGCCUCGCGCUGGUGGCCGUGACGGGCGUCAUGCUCGCGACGCUCUAUUUCAACCCAGAUGAGAGCUUGUCGGGUUUCCAGGAACGACUGGCGUUCUUCUCCUUCUCCAUCUGCGUGCUCUUCUUCUGCUGCCUGGACGCCGUGCCCAUCUUCAUCGAGGAGCGAAACAUCUUCAUCCGCGAAACCACACGCAACGCGUACCGUCCCUCCACGUACCUCGUCGCCACGACGCUCGUGUACCUGCCGCUGCAGCUCGCCAUGGCGUCGAUCUUCGUGCUCGAGAACUGGUGGGCGAUUAAUCUCACGGGCGGCGCGGCGGGAUUCUUCUUCAUGCUGCUGUCGUGCUUCCUUAUCCUCUUCUCGGCCAGCUCAUUCGCCAUCGCCAUCAGCGUCGUCGUGGACCA